AUCUCCUCCUGUCGAUUCAUCAAUGGACGACCACCGGUCUCGGAAACGGCGGCGCCAUGGCCGCCAAGCGGAAUCCACUCCCCGCUAUGCAGCUGAGCGGUGGAAACCGGCCGAUCCAGCGGACAUCGGAUGCGACAGUCCUGCACGGCGGGGUGGGAGAGACGCUGCCGAGACACGAGUCACAUCUCACAUUAAGGCGCCGGAGAAUGGAUAUGUCUACGAUUGGUUGGCGGAUGUUGCGACGGAAGGACUGCCGCAAACGCAAUCUCCUGCAUAUUGCCCUCCAAUCGUUUUGCCUCAGACACGGGGGGUUAGAUAUGCUUCUCUCGAACGAUUCGAAGAAACUGUCGCAGACGAAAGAACCCACAGAGAAAAAAGGCGUGAUUCAUCCGAUUCCUCAUUGAUCCAACCAGCGUACGAGAGGGAAGAGCUGCCACCACGAGAGAAGACGAUUGGUCAAGUUACUAGUGAGGAUCAGAAUAGACAUUUUUCUAAGAAAGCUAAGAAACACAGGCAGCCUGUUUCGUCAACCACAGACGACAGCCAACCUGAGUCUGAUCAACCACAACACAAAGAAACGUUUGAGAAGAGGGGUCGUCACAAGACAAAAGAAGACCGUUAUGAGUCCAAGAAGGCGAGGAAGCAUGCUGACGAGGAUGACAGACCGGCGAAGAAGAAGACUAUCAAAGUGAAAAGGGGCUAUGCUACGAAAGCGUCCAAGAAGGCGGGGGAAGAUCUGAUAAAUGGAUUCAGACCGAAGAAUGUGUCGCAGGAUCGGUUGACGAUUCGUCCUGGUACAGGCAUAUUCAAGAAUGGCCGAGCGUCAUCUCCUUCUCGCAAUCGUGGCUUGCCUGAUUUGGCGUUUUCGGAGAUGCAAUUCUUGAAGCAAUCAAACCGGAAGCCUCCUGAAAGCGAAAAUGAGGUGAUUAUCUCCAAGUCAGGCCAGAAAACUAAGCGUGAGAGGGAGAGGGCAAGAAAUGAGAUUUCCAACUAUUUUGUACCUGUCCGACAAGCUCUCCAGGAAGCCAAUAUUAACCAUAGAAGAGACAGCUCCAUUCUCCCUUCAGAUGCAGGCAAAACUGAAGCCACUUCUAUUGUCAGAGGACAUCAUUCUCACCCUCACGUAUCCCCGGACAAGGAUCAAAGGAACGAGAUGGUGCUAUAUGAUGGCUUCACCACGAUAAGGCCGAGUCCUCAAAAGUUCACUCUCCCCAAGCCAAAACUUGACCAGAUAUUUGUCCCACGGAAUACUACGGCUUCAAGCAAAUCGACGAGUUACUGUACUUGGUCAGAAUCAGUUAGGUCUCCAAUCGUGCGUGCCAAAGCUAUGCUGGCAGAUGCAUCUCGGGAUAAAAGAGGGAUGUCGCCAACUUCUCGUCAGCGGAUUCCGGUUCGGGCUGAUAUGUACAAAGAAGUUGGGUUACAGGCAGAGCUGGACUCAGAUGUGGAUUCACCAUAUAAUCCAGCAUUGCGGAGGAUGCACCGUGAUGACGAUGAUAUCCAAGUUGUUAUGAGCAGGCAAAUUAAGCCAGCCAAGGAUUUGUCCGUUCGUGAUUUCAACGACCAGAAUCACACAGAAUGCCAGGACGAGGACAGAAUUCAUCAGUUCCAAGCCGACAGGGCAGUUCUUCAUGAUUGUGAGCCUCACAGGGGUUCUAAACGGCCGCACAAAGACGAUUUGGGGGGGCACGUCGAGUCAUUGCACACGAGAAUUCCUGUUGAUCCAAAUAAUGACGCAGACCAUGCUAAACAAAUAGUGAUAGAGCAAUGCCCUCAAACUGACAAGGACGCAGUUGGUCGAACUGAUGGUUCUGUUCUUCCAGCCCUGCCAGACGCCGACCUUGAUGUGCAAUACAUCAUGUCCCGAGCUGUGCGUGCUCAGCAAGCAUACAUCAAACGGCGGUCGACUCCAAAAGUUGCAGUCGAAGAAACUCGAGGCACUUCUGAUGUUCGAGCUCCAGCUGCGGAUGUACCAAACACUGAGGAUUCUGGUGCUUUGAAGGGAAAUGCUGAGUCUCUCGAGGUUGGACUAGCAGACCCAAACAGGGAGAACGAGGCAGGACUUAUGUUAUCGGGACUCGAUGAUGACAGGCAAAAUGAGAUCGCCAACCAACCAGGGCAAGGUCAGUUGUGUGGCACUGAGCCCGAGUCUAAUUUGCCAGUCCAUGGGCAAACCCAGAGUGAAUAUCUCUACACUGCUGGGUAUCAACCAAAUGUGCCUGAUGAUGACAGGACCGGCGAGCAUGAUUCACAUCAAACCGAGAAUAUUGCUACGUCUGGACAAAUUGUACGGCCACAGUUAAUGAUUCCCACGCGUGGAUUCUCUACAAGAGCGGUCCAUGUACCACCAGUUCAAUCACGAACUAUAUCCCCACUGGAGACUAUGGAGCCGAUUUAUGCUCGGCAGCUUCAAAAUCAAGCAUUUGAUGCGCAGGAAGGGCAGCAUGAGUUAUAUGCUACAGAAGAACAAGGGCAGGGUGGCAUUUUCUUGUACGAGGGUGGCCAGUGGGAGAGAGAACCCGUGGACGCUGAGGCUCAAGAAUACAAUCCCACCGAGAUAGAGGACGGGCAAGUUAACUACGGUGAUAUGUACGAGGGACAACAGGAUGGGAUAGAUCUUAUCGACGAAAGCAUGUACUACGAGGAAGAGUUGCCGUUUGGUUCGGAAGCGCAGAUUCACAAUGCAGCCGACGAUAUGCUUUUCUACACUCCAGGAAGCCGGCCUGGCGCAGAAUAUCAAUGGAUGCCGAGGCAGCGAACGUAUUUCAGUGCUGUCGCGAAUCAAGCGCCUGGCCUUGGGUCAUGGGAGAGGAUGCAGCAGACAGCUGCUGUUCCUCGGGAACUGACGAUGCAGUUCUGGCGGCCGUGGAAGGGGUAUUGAAUGGUUUGUUUUAAUUCUGUUUACUUUUAGCGUGCGCCUGUAGUAUUUCACCAGUAAGUAUAUAUAAGCGGUA
Messenger RNA from Pseudogymnoascus verrucosus, 2954 nucleotides. RefSeq lists its product as uncharacterized. Lineage: Eukaryota; Fungi; Ascomycota; Leotiomycetes; Thelebolales; Thelebolaceae. Bases 23 to 2881 code for a protein of 952 amino acids. The transcript is spliced from 4 exons. The record is from RefSeq and is a predicted model, not a curated record.